AUUGGGAAUAAAGAAGCAGGGAUCUCCCAGGAGGAACGUCCAGAGCGGGCACCAGAUUCGCCGUUUGAAGCAACAGAUAGAGAGAAAUGGCGAAUUUCCGUGGAUUUUAUAUACCUUCCUUCGGAGCAACGGUCAACGUCGCCUGGGAGACCUUGAAGGCCGUAUGGCCGGAAAACAGUCCGUGUAUGGAGUUGAUCCGCGGCGGCGGCGGCGGCGGCGGCGGCGGCGGCGGCGGCGGCGGCGGUGGAGGUGAUGGUGGUAUGGGUCAAGGACAUCCCCAAGGCCGAGGUGGUCCAGGCCAGUUCAAGUCGUUCGAGGAAGGUCACGACAACACCGAGAUGAUGACCAUGAACGGGGAUCAGGCGUAUCGAGAUCAAAACACCGUGGAGAUGGCCGAAGACUCCUUUAGUUACCAAAGGAACGGGGAUAAAGUCAGAACCGGAAGUAUGAGCAGCGGAGAAUUCAGCGAGUACGACGAGGGUGGCGGAGAGUUCGGUGGCGCGGGCGUCAAGAUCAACGAAUGGCAGGCCGCUUGGAACGUUACAAAUGCCAUUCAGGGAAUGUUCAUCGUUUCCCUGCCGUUUGCCGUUCUGCGUGGUGGUUACUGGGCGAUUGCCGCUAUGAUUGGUAUCGCGCAUAUCUGCUGCUACACCGGUAAAAUCUUAGUCGAGUGCCUCUACGAGCUGGACACGGUGACGGGUCAACGUGUGCGCGUACGAGAUUCGUACGUGGCCAUCGCCAAGGAAUGCUUCGGGCCGACGUGGGGCGCUCGCGCCGUCAACAUCGCACAGAUCAUCGAGCUGCUGAUGACCUGUAUUCUGUACGUGGUCGUGUGCGGCGAUCUGAUGAUCGGCACCUUUCCCGAGGGCGCGAUCGACACCCGCAGCUGGAUGAUGCUGAUCGGCAUUUUUUUAUUGCCGCUCGGCUUCCUUAAAUCUCUGCAACACGUUUCCGUGCUGAGCUUCUGGUGCACGAUGUCUCACCUCUUCAUCAACGCGAUCAUCAUCGGUUACUGUAUCCUGGAGAUUGGUGACUGGGGCUGGUCGAAGGUGAAGUGGACGAUCGACAUGGAGAAUUUCCCGAUCUCGCUCGGCGUAAUCGUCUUCAGCUACACGUCGCAGAUCUUCCUGCCGACCCUCGAGGGCAAUCUCAUUGAUCGCUCCAAGUUCGAUUGGAUGUUGAACUGGAGUCACAUCGCCGCGGCCGCGUUUAAAUCGCUCUUCGGCUGGAUCUGCUUCCUGACCUUCCAAAACGACACGCAGCAGGUGAUCACGAACAACCUGCACUCAGCCGGUUUCAAGGGUCUGGUGAAUCUGUGCCUGGUGGUCAAAGCGGUGCUCUCGUAUCCGUUGCCGUAUUACGCAGCCUGCGAACUCCUGGAGCGCGCCUUCUUCCGCGGUCGGCCAAAAACGAUUUUCCCGACUAUCUGGACGGUGGAUCGCGAGCUCAAAGUCUGGGGUCUGGCCUGGCGAGUCGGCGUGAUCGUGUUCACCAUUCUGAUGGCAAUCUUCAUACCGCACUUUAGCAUACUAAUGGGUUUCAUCGGCUCUUUCACCGGUACCAUGCUCUCGUUCAUUUGGCCCUGCUACUUCCAUCUGAAGCUGAAGAGAAACUCGAUGGAGUGGAGCGCCGUUGCGUAUGACUGCUUCGUCAUCUUUCUCGGUAUUCUCUUUGCUAUAAUCGGCGUCUAUGAUUCCGGCUCCGCGUUGAUCAAUGCCUUCGAGAUCGGUCUGCCCUUCUAAGUGAUCUCGCAUCAGCUAGGUCAUCUUGUUAUUUUUGUCUUGCACCAAAAUGAUAAGGAAAUCGCUCUCGGAUCGCCGAAAUAUUUGACUCUCGAUUCUAACAUAUUGCUCAGUAUUUGUGCAAUAAUUGCUGACACAUGCAGGAGACUACGUAGAAUUCGGAACACAUACUCCGAAGUAAUAAUAGAACUUUGUGCUUUGAAGAAACUAGAAAGCUUUCUGGAUAAUAAUACUUGUCUUACAAAGUGUGCUGAACUAAGAAAACGUAUAUUAUCACAUGAGAUUCCUCUCAGCUAUGAAUGCCAUUUCAUGAAAUUUCUUAUAAAAGAUGUCUCUAUGUUUGAAACAUAUCAGUGAAUCGUGAAUCAAAUAUUUCACAUGCUCGAAGGCGAUUAAUUAGUAUGAGAAUUUUGCAUUACAUGUACCUACACCAUUCCUUGCCACAUCAUUUUAUCGUCUUUUUUUUUUACAAAGUGGCGUUUGCGCGCAGUUACAUUUCUUUAACGAUCAAAUGAUCAAAAAAUGCAAACGUCAUACGAUUCAUUUCCUUCACUAUGGUAACUUUGAGCGAUCUAUUUUUAGAAAUAUGAAUCAAAAUUAGACAAGAACGUACUAUUUUCUAAAGAUAAUUACAAUAUUCUCUUUCGGAGCAGGAACUGUUGGCUGACACUAGAAAGCGUUUUAAAAUUUCGUUGUACAUUUCAAUCCGGAUUGCAACGCGAAGAAUUAUCCGUCUUCCGAUUUGUUUUCCAUUCGGGAAGCCUGUAGAGAAAAUAAGAGAUCUAACGCGCACUGAAUGUGAUAAUAAAGCGCGCCUGACGAUGUCUUCCAUGAUGCAGCAACAAACAGAGCGCAGCCUAACUAGUAGUUGACUACUGUUACAGUUUUCUGGAUUUUAUAAUUGUAUUGCUGCGAAGUUAUACCCGUAUAUAAUUUUUAUGCGACGCGUUGAAUUGCGAGUCGCGACGACGGGACGCGCGGCGAUUAAUUAAUCUUGAUUACGAUUUCGUCACGCUACAUUAGCGAUAGCUGUUCAGUCAAAAUGACGAAUCUAUCAGAUACCAACUUUGGAGUAGCCUGCUGUGCCGUCCCGUCGCCGUAUAAACGAGACGCAAAACGAUGCGUGAACAGUUAUGUACAACCGAGUACAAUUAGUUGUAUAAUCCAACGUCUUCCAAGAUCGUAUAGAUCACACGUUAGUUUAAGGAGUAUAGAUAACGUAGUCGUUUCGUGAAGCUGCAGAAUGCUGCGAUGACUCAACAAGUUUUAUAUAUUUAUUUUAUGUAGAUGAUUAAGUACACACGGUGUAAUAACUUUUUGGACUCACAAAUCAUUAAGUUUGUAAAUUUUGAAUUUCAACAUCCACGGAUCUUUAAUAUAAUGUUUAACAAUGUGGAUAUUUAAUUUUAUAGAUCUUUGGAUUUCCAAAUUAGAGAGAUUUGUUAAUCUAUAAGUUCUUUCGUAUCUUUUAAAUCAAAUAUUACUUUUAAAAAUCUUUAACUCUACAGAUCUUUUAUUCUUUUUCGAGGUCAUAUUCACGUGCAUUCUGCAGACAUGGAAAAUUUGCAGACUAAUUAAAAUGCGUAAUAACUGCGUCUUCCAAUAAUGAAAUAAGUCUUCCAAUAAUGAAACGAGUCUUCCAAUAAUGAAACGAGUCUUCCAAUAAUGUCUCCCAGAAUGAUAUUGAUGAAAAACAAUAUUAUAUUACUAUAUAUGAUAAUGAUGUAUGUAUUACUAUUUAUUGAGCAAAGGUCUUUGUCGGAUAUGAUAUUAAGCAUUAUAUUGAGAGUUGUAGAUGUUAAGAGUUAACUCGUAAGGCUAUGGUCAAGCAUAAUUGAUGUUUCAUCAAUGAAUAUAUCAUAUCAAUGAAUAUAUCAAUGAGACAUAAUGUAAGUAAAAAAUCACGCUGUUCACGAAAUCAAUUUAGAUUGUUAACGAGGGAUCAUCUUACUUCUUUAUAUCAACAAUAAUUACAAAAAGUGAUUGAGUGAGAAUUAUGUUGGGGAAUCUUCUCUUCGUGAUUAUGAGACAAUGAUGGAUUGGAUAAUAUCUGUUAUAUAAAACUUAAUUUUUGCGUUUUGAUAUAUUGUUAUCAUUCUGAGAGAAAAAUAGAAUACGAUGUAAAAUUCGUCAUAGAUUCAAAAGAGAAGCUGUAGAUUGGACUAUUGAAACUAAUCACGAAGAGAUAUAUCGAGGACUGAUGUCUUAAAACAAACAAGUAUAGGCUUUUAACAUGCUUUUGCAGAAAUACCCAUAUUUUGCAGCGUUUCGAGAAGAAUAAACUUCAUCGGUGUUAUGUAGGCAGAAUAUACCUAUAAACGUUAUAAAAUGAUGUAAAGCGGCCUCCAUAUUAUGACAAAUAUGAAAAUACAUUAUCCGUAUAAGUACGAGGAAUGAUAAUAUAUUAACAAAAUUUUAUAGAUGUAUACUUCACUUAGUACUUUACCCGGUAAUAUUUAUUUCUUUAAAGAAUUAUUACAAUUUGUUUCCAGAACUACAUUAAAUUUCGUUUCAAAGUUUUUUCGCUUAUUCGGACGCAUUUAUUUGCGAGGGAAAAGGAUAUUGAAGAGAUAUUUCGUCAGUCAAUAAUUAGAUUUAUUAACAAUGCUUUAUUACUAUCUGUCACAUUAGAAUAAUCUCAGAAAUGCAAAAACUAUGAUUGAAAGUAAUAGAACUGUGGAGGCUUGAAAUUUCAAACAUUGGAUAUGGCAUCAUCACUUUUUUUAAAUAAAGAAAUAAAAAAAAAGAUUUAUAUAAUUAUAUAAUAAACUGAACAAAUCUGUUUCGAAAAAAUACUCUGAAGAAAAAUCUUUCAGGUCUCUCACUUAUACACUGUCGUCAUUUUUGACGAGUCUAAUUACUAUCUCUAUGAUAUACGAAAUAUAAAAAAUUAAUACUCGAAUGUGUGCGUAUAUAUUCUAUAUGAUUUUAUUUCUUUAAAGUAAUAACAACUAACAAUAAUUAAUUCAAGACAUGAUUUUAAUCACAUGAGCCUCCAAAAGUCAUCUAAUAAUCUGUCAACGAAUCGUCACAAGCACAACGAGAGAAA
Pogonomyrmex barbatus (red harvester ant) is the source of this 4791-nucleotide messenger RNA. RefSeq names its product vesicular GABA transporter (gene VGAT). Gene Ontology annotation, molecular function: L-amino acid transmembrane transporter activity. Gene Ontology annotation, biological process: amino acid transmembrane transport. The record is from RefSeq and is a predicted model, not a curated record. Gene Ontology annotation, cellular component: vacuolar membrane. NCBI's taxonomy places the organism in Eukaryota, Metazoa, Arthropoda, Insecta, Hymenoptera, Formicidae.